AUGCCUGCAAGAAUAUUCAUCACGGGUGCUGCUGGUUAUGUCGGGGGACAAACCACUGGAUUAUUGAUGUCUACUCAUCCUGAGUACGAGGUGGUAGCAUUGGUCAGGAACGAGGAACAAGCCCUCAAGGUCAAAGGUCGCUGGCCCGAGAUCAACACGGUCAUUGGAACCCUAGACGAUCACGCCAUCUUACGCCAGGAAAGUACUAAGGCUGCUGUGGUCUUGCAACUUGCUAGCUCAGACCACAUCUCCUGCAUCGAGCCUCUGAUAUCCGGACUCGCGACCAGUGGUGGCAAGAUGGUCCACAUAUCCGGUACCGGUGUUCUCAAUGAUGCCUCGACUGGCUUCGGCAACCCUGCACCCAAGAUCUUCGACGAUGUCAAAGACAUCGAGGAAAUUACGUCCCUCGACCAGUCUGCGUUACACCGUAACGUCGAUGAUGCUGUCAUCACGGGCGGCAAGCAGCACAACGUCCCGACUGCCAUCAUCUGUCCUCCACUCAUCUACGGAAUCGGAGAAGGGCCGGUCAAAAAACGCAGCAUUCAAAUCCCAUUCUUGACCGAGGCCAUACUCAAACGAGGCCGCGCAUUUACUGUGGGCGACGGGAAGAACGUCUGGGACCACAUCCACGUCAGUGAUGUUGCAAAGGCGUGUGUUUUCCUCGUUGAAGAAGCACUCAAACCCCAGGGAUCGGCGCAGUGGGGGCCCACAGGCUACUACUUCGUAGAAUCCGGCGAGUUCGCGUGGCGGGAAGUGUCUGAGGCGAUUGCGCAGCUUGUGAAGGAAGAAGGGAAGCUCGAGGCGGCAGAUGUCGAUCCUCUUUCGGUCGACGAAGCCCUCAAAUUCCACCCCUGGGCGCCUGUCCUGUGGGGAGGCAACUGUCGAAGUAGAGCGAGCCGACUGCGCUCAAUGGGGUGGAAACCCGAGGGCCCAACCCUCUGGGAAGCUCUUCCUGCGAUGGUGAAGGCUGAGAUCGCCGCUUUGAAGCCUUGA
Messenger RNA from Penicillium diatomitis, 993 nucleotides. RefSeq names its product nucleoside-diphosphate-sugar epimerase. The coding region runs from base 1 to 993 and encodes 330 amino acids. The transcript has 3 exons. The record is from RefSeq and is a predicted model, not a curated record. NCBI's taxonomy places the organism in Eukaryota, Fungi, Ascomycota, Eurotiomycetes, Eurotiales, Aspergillaceae.